Messenger RNA from Hippocampus zosterae (dwarf seahorse), 1325 nucleotides. RefSeq names its product paired like homeobox 2Bb (gene phox2bb). NCBI's taxonomy places the organism in Eukaryota, Metazoa, Chordata, Actinopteri, Syngnathiformes, Syngnathidae. Gene Ontology annotation, biological process: regulation of transcription by RNA polymerase II. The record is from RefSeq and is a predicted model, not a curated record. Gene Ontology annotation, molecular function: RNA polymerase II transcription regulatory region sequence-specific DNA binding; DNA-binding transcription factor activity, RNA polymerase II-specific. The coding region runs from base 291 to 1151 and encodes 286 amino acids. The transcript has 3 exons.
AGGAGGCAGUGCGGCGCGCGCACGGCGCUGCUUUUGUUCGUCCGCGCGUUUCUGAUGAGCUGGAUAUGCUCUGGAGACCUCCGGCAAGGCGGCUCUUAGGGGGCUUUUCACAAAACGCGCCUGGGCUGCUAUAAAGGAGGCCACUUCUGGAGUGGCCGCCGAGCAGUCAACAUCGAAAAAAAAAGCCCCAACCAAAUUAAAAAGGAAAAAAACCCGCACACGUUCUCAUCCCUCUCGCCCACCACCAUAAGACGACUCGGGGAUUCUUCAGCAUUUGGGCGCAUUCCCAAAUGUAUAAAAUGGAGUAUUCUUACCUCAACUCGUCCGCCUACGAGUCGUGCAUGGCCGGCAUGGACACGUCGAGCCUGGCGUCGGCCUACGCGGACUUCAGCUCGUGCAGCCAGGCCAGCGGCUUCCAGUACAACCCCAUCCGGACCACGUUCGGGGCCACCGGCGGCUGCCCGUCGCUGGCGCCCGGCUCCUGCAGCCUGGGCACGCUGAGGGACCACCAGAGCAGCCCCUACGCGGCAGUGCCCUACAAGCUGUUUACAGACCACGGGGGUCUGAACGAGAAGCGCAAGCAGAGGCGCAUCCGGACCACCUUCACCAGCGCGCAACUGAAGGAGUUGGAGAGGGUCUUCGCCGAGACCCACUACCCGGACAUCUACACGCGUGAAGAGCUGGCACUCAAGAUAGACCUGACUGAAGCUAGAGUGCAGGUUUGGUUCCAGAACCGACGGGCCAAGUUCCGCAAGCAGGAGCGCGCGGCCGCUGCGGCCGCCGCCGCCGCCAAGUCCAAUUCCGGCAAGAAAUCGGACCCGCGGGACGACGACAGCAAAGAUGGCAAGUCCACCGACCCGGACAGCACGGGGGGCCCCAACCCGGUGCCCACCUCCAACUGCGGAGGGCCCAGCCCCGCCGGCGUGCAGGUGAACGGCGGCGGCAACGGUGGACAGGAGGAGAGCGGCAAGGGCGCCGUGUCGUCCGGCAUGGGGAUCGGGGUGACGUCGCCGAGCCAAGGCUGGGCCGCCGCCCCGGGGACCAUCACCUCCAUCCCGGACUCGCUGGGCGGGCCGUUCGCCAGCGUGCUGUCGUCCUUGCAGAGACAGAACGGAGCCAAGGCUGCUUUAGUAAAAAGCAGCAUGUUCUAAGUGGUCACACACAAACUGAUGGACGCUUGACGGUCAAACCUGCUUUUGUUUCGUCUCCCUCUUGUGUGGCAUUUGCUCAACUAAAAUACACGUUCGGGGCACAUUGGGUAAACUGCAGUAAACCAGGUGGGUGGAAAAUAACCCAAGUUUACAAAACAACUUAAAAUUGGAUUG